AUGAAGUUUUACCAGCACCCUCUGGCCUUGGCAUUUGCGGUAGAUGAAAUCAACACGGAUUCCAAGAUCUUGCCUAAUGUCACACUUGGGUUCCACAUCUAUGACACUUACAAUGAUGAUAAAAUGGCCUACCGCACCACUCUGGAUCUUCUCUAUAAACUCCGUAGAUAUUUUCCUAAUUAUGAAUGUGACGUCCAGAAGAACCUAAUGGCCAUCAUAGGUGGACUUGGUUCUGAUGUUUCCUUUCACAUGGUGGACAUUCUGCUUCUCUAUAAGAUUCCCCAGCUCCACCAAUAUCUUCAACGUAUUUCAUUUAACAAUUCGGCAGGAGAAACCGUGUCUUUUAAUUAUAAUACAGAAAUAGGAGGUGGCUUUGAUGUCAUGAACUUGGUCACAUUCCCAAACAAGUCUUAUAAUAAAGUGAAAAUAGGAAAGGUGGGUCCCGAUUAUUUGGAAGGAAAAGAAUUGCUCAUUGAUGAGAACAGCAUUCAGUGGCAGAGUCGCUUUAACCAGGUUGUGCCGAUUUCACUGUGCAAUGACCGCUGCCAUCCUGGUUAUCAUAAGAAAAAGAGGGAUAAGGAGCUAUUCUGCUGCUAUGAUUGUGUUCCUUGCCCAGAGGGAAAGAUUUCAAACCAGAAAGAUAUGGAAGACUGUAUAAAUUGCCCAGAAGAUCAGUACCCAAGCAAGGACAAAGAUCAGUGCAUUCCCAAGACAAUCAGCUUUCUGUCUUCUGAUGAACCUCUAGGGAUCUGUUUAGCUUCAAUUGCACUUUCUUUUUCCCUAAUCACUGUGUGGGUGCUGGGAAUUUUUAUUAAGCACAGAGAUACCCCUAUAGUCAAAGCCAACAACCGGGAUAUAACCUACGCUCUCCUUGUCUCUCUCUUCCUCUGCUUCAUUUCUUCUUUGCUGUUCCUUGGACAACCUACCAAGGCGACCUGCUUCCUCCAGCAAUCUGCUUUUGGCAUCAUCUUCUCAGUGGCUGUUUCUUGUGUCUUGGCCAAAACCAUCACUGUGGUUGUCGCAUUCAUGGCCACCAAACCGGGGUCCAGCAUGAGGAAAUGGGUGGGGAAAAGAAUAACCAACUCCAUUGUCCUUCUUUGCUCCCUUAUUCAAGCAGGCAUAUGUGUGCUGUGGCUCGGAAUGUCUCCUCCAUACCCAGAUUUAGACAUGAAGUCUCUGAAUACACAGAUGGUAGCACAAUGUAAUGAAGGGUCUGCCAUCAUGUUUUAUAGUGUUUUGGGCUACUUGGGAUUUCUGUCCCUCGUCAGCUUGACCGUAGCUUUCCUAGCCCGGAAGUUGCCAGACACAUUUAAUGAGGCCAAGUUCAUCACCUUCAGCAUGCUGAUGUUUUGCAGUGUUUGGUUGUGUUUUGUCCCAACCUAUCUGAGCACCAAAGGGAAAUACAUGGUAGCGGUGGAGGUCUUCUCUAUCUUGGCUUCCAGUGCCGGGUUACUGGGCUGUAUCUUCUCCCCCAAAUGCUACAUCAUUCUGAUAAAGCCUGAGCUGAAUCAAAGAGGACAGUUACCUUGCACUGUGUGCAAAGUUGAUAGGAUACAGUGCACCCAAAAAGAGAUCCCUAUUCCUCAUGAAUGGUACCAGCCAGGAGACAUCCUCAUCGGUGGUAUUGUUUCUCAGUUCAUUUACCAUGUACGUGAACUAACGUUUGUGAAAUACGCUUCUCACGAGAUCCUUGAAGGCACAGAAAUGGCAACAAAGUUUUACCAGCACCCCCUGGCCUUGGCAUUUACGGUAGAUGAGAUCAACAUGGAUCCAAAGAUCUUGCCUAAUGUCACUCUUGGGUUCCACAUCUAUGACACUUACAACGAUGAUAUGAUGACCUACCGAACCACUCUGGACCUACUCUAUAAAUUCCAUAGAUAUUGUCCAAAUUAUGAAUGUGAUGUGCAGAAAAAUCUAAUGGCCGUCAUAGGGGGUCUGGGGUCUGAUGUCUCCUUCCACAUGGCAGACAUUCUAGCUCUCUAUAGAAUUCCACAGCUCACAUAUGGGUCAUUUCCCCCAGUGGACAGGAACAACACUAAGUCCCCUUCCUUCUAUCGCAUGGUUCCCAGUGAAGCCCAUCAGUACACAGGGAUUGUCCGGUUACUUCAGCACUUUGGAUGGACGUGGGUCGGGCUUUUCGCCGUAACUGAUGAUAGUGGAGAACAUUUCAUCCAGGAAAUGGAGCCAUUGCUUUUCCAGUGUGGAAUUUGUCUCAGCAUGAGGAGAAAGCAUCUAAUGAGCUUGCCGUUGCUGCGGAGCGGCCCUCAGGACGAGGAAGGCCGCUACAUCCGCAAAGGCUUCCACCACUGA
Messenger RNA from Gekko japonicus, 2310 nucleotides. RefSeq names its product vomeronasal type-2 receptor 26-like. The record is from RefSeq and is a predicted model, not a curated record. Gene Ontology annotation, cellular component: membrane. The transcript has 8 exons. Gene Ontology annotation, molecular function: G protein-coupled receptor activity. Gene Ontology annotation, biological process: G protein-coupled receptor signaling pathway. Lineage: Eukaryota; Metazoa; Chordata; Lepidosauria; Squamata; Gekkonidae. Bases 1 to 2310 code for a protein of 769 amino acids.